AACGCCGCCGUCCUGGACUACUGCAGGACGUCUGUCUCGGCGCUGUCGGGCGCCACGGCGGGGGUCCUGGGCCUGACCGGUCUGCACGGCUUCAUCUUCUACUUCCUGGCGUCCGUCCUGCUCUCCGUGCUGCUGGUGCUAAAAGCCGGGCGGCGAUGGAAUAAGUACUUUAAAUCCCGAAGGCCGUUGUUCACGGGGGGGCUGAUAGGAGGGCUCUUCACCUAUGUCCUGUUCUGGACUUUCCUCUACGGCAUGGUUCACGUCUACUAAAACAGCUCGGAGCCACGUUAGCUGCAGUGGUUUUUAACGAAGCAGGAGGACUGAUGCCAAAAGUCACCUACUCACCUAGGCCAGCUCACCUUUGAAACUGCUGCUCGUCGCUUGUAUGGUUAACACAGUCAGUAAAUUAUGUCCGAGUACAAACGAAUCGGUAGCACUGUUCUAAUUAAACUGAAUGUGAAAC
Messenger RNA from Tauraco erythrolophus (red-crested turaco), 463 nucleotides. It is a transcript of the gene EMC6, whose product is annotated as ER membrane protein complex subunit 6. NCBI's taxonomy places the organism in Eukaryota, Metazoa, Chordata, Aves, Musophagiformes, Musophagidae. Gene Ontology annotation, biological process: autophagosome assembly; protein folding in endoplasmic reticulum. Gene Ontology annotation, cellular component: endoplasmic reticulum; membrane; EMC complex. The record is from RefSeq and is a predicted model, not a curated record.